Molecule: messenger RNA, 417 nt
Organism: Ostertagia ostertagi
Lineage: Eukaryota; Metazoa; Nematoda; Chromadorea; Rhabditida; Trichostrongylidae
Source: the annotation of a GenBank genome assembly
AUGGAAGUGUUCCGCCAAUGUUUUGGACAUAUCCACAGAUGGUCGUCCUUGAGCUCCUCAUUCCUACAGCAGAGCACGAACGCGAUGGUCGUCCUUGAGCUCCUCAUUCCUACAGCAGAGCACGAACGCGGUAUUUGCGAGCACUUUUGGAGAGUAGCCACGAACUACCAUACCUACUUGAAGAUGAUCACAUGUAUGGUCGUCCUUGAGCUCCUCAUUCCUACAGCAGAGCACGAACGCGGUAUUUGCGAGCACUUUUGGAGAGUAGCCACGAACUACCAUACCUACUUGAAGAUGAUCACAUGUGUGAGGAUUGCGAUAGGCGCCAAGCGAUUCUGGCCCGGCAAGAUUAGGAUAUUGAACAGAGCCCAUGGUUUUGUGCGGGAUGGUUGGAUCUCGAAUCAAACCUGCGACUGA